CAUGUCGUUCUUAAGCAAAUCAGGAGAUCUAACCUCGUUUGUGCGCGAUAUACAAAUCGCCGCAAGUAAAUAUAGCCGAGAAAAACCGUCCUGCUUGUUGACAUGCGCUGUUUUGGAUGUAACAUUGGUGUUAACGUAACAGUGUCGUGAAUUAGUGUCGUACCUCAGCGUAAUGGUGUUCGUCACUUAAUUUGAACGAAUUAUUUGAGGGAGAUGUUAGAAGGCUUAGUCGCUUGGGUGUUAAACACCUACCUGGGUAAAUACGUUGAGAAUCUGAACACAGAUCAACUUAGCAUUGCACUAUUGCAAGGAGAAGUUGAAUUGGAGAAUCUUCCGCUAAGGAAAGAUGCAUUACGUCAAGUUGGGCUUCCAAUACAGAUACGAAGUGGUUUUAUUGGAAAAGUGAAACUCCAAAUACCUGUGCGUCAAAUUAGAAGUGCACCAUGGGUUGUCAUUAUUGAAAGGCUGUAUGUCAUAGCAGGACCAUUGACACUUAAUGAGUGGAAUAAAGAAGCAGAAGAAAAUGCUGAUCAGGAAUAUAAAUUGUAUCUCCUGGAUGCAAUGGAAGCAAGAUGGCGUGCAGAAACUGAAACACCGCAGGAAGGUUCUUAUUCUUCGUGGUUCAGUUAUGGCACUGGUCUCGUGACAAAUAUUGUAGAAAAUUUGCAGUUAAGAAUAAAGGAUGUUCAUGUGCGCUAUGAGGAUGAUGUAACUGUACCUGGAGAGAUGUUUGUAUGUGGUGUGACUAUUGACUCACUGACUGCUCAAAGCUGCGAUGAUAAAUGGAUACCACGAUUCACAAAUUGGGAGGCAAGAGGCACCAGUUUCAAACUUGUGGAGCUGAACACACUUGCUCUGUAUUGGGACACUGUAAAUACAUUGCUGGGGAAUUUACCUUUAGACGAACUGGCUGUAAAAAUGUCGAAAUCAUCUACAUGGGAGCACCAUUUUUUGAUGUCUCCCGUGAGCGCACAGGCACAUAUUAAACGGAACAGGAGUGAACAACCGCUACGUUCAAAGACACAGCCACGUAUUGUGUGUGAUCUGCAGCUAGAUGAGGUCCCGUUAACUCUGGUGGAUUGGCAGUAUGCACAGAUGGUAGGCUGCAUAAAAGGCCUUAACAAAGUAGGAAAACUGUUCAGACGGCAACGUUGGCGCCCAACGGAGCAGCCGUCAGUCUGUCCUCGGCAGUGGUGGCUGUAUGCUGCUCGCUGCCAUGACUUGCUCUUGCCAGAUACACCCUUGACAGGUAGUGCAGGUUGGCAGCAAGCACUUUCACGUGCCAAAGAUAAUGUGCAGUAUGUAAAACUGUAUUCCCAUAGUCUGGCCAACCCGGGUGCGGCCCCAUUAGACAAGCAGCUGCGCACCCGCAUAGAAACUGAACGAAGCUUGGAUGAACUACGGAUUCUUCGUGAGAUAGCAAUGAAACGAGUGCGUCCCCCUCAAGUUCCAGCUGCUGCGCCGCAAACGGGUUCGGGCCGUAGUGUGCUGAUGCAGUGGUUUCCCCAGUGGUGGUAUACCAGCCCAUCUACAUCAGCUUCUACUUCUACAUCCUCCCAGCAGCAGACGGAACAGAAUCCGAUAGAAGAUCAGUUACUUGACGCAUUAGCAGACACACUAGAAAAUAACACUUUGCUACGCCGUGAUGUUGUAUUUGGACAGUGCAAUUUCACAUUGAAGUGGGGUACUUUCAACUUGUGCACAAGUACUGAAGAUCGGAAGAAGACACCAUUCAUUGAGCUGCAGUUUGAGAAUGUAAAACUUGAUUUUGAAUCACGGCCACGAACUGGAUCGCAUCGUUUCGAUAUUGAACUUGGGGCCAUAUACUUACGUGAUCAGCUGACACAAGACUCAGUGUUUCCUGUGUUAAUUGCACCUCAGAAUCGUCCUGAUUCUGCAUCAGCCCUUCCUCGACCAGGGCCAGGUGGACGAACGCCUGCAUCUGGUAUCCAGAGAUUUCUACUUAAUACACGUGCAGCAACAGCAGGAGCUGGACCAUCAGAAGAACCUCUUUUCUCACUUAGUUACGAGUACAAGCCUUUUGUUCCUGGAACUGACUGCAGGUUACAUAUCCAGUCACAGUCUCUUGACAUUGUGUAUAACCCUGCUGCAGUGAAGUCUUUGGUAGACUUCUUCACAAGGCCACAUAAAAAACCAGAUGCGGAGUUGAGGCUUGCUGCUCGCCAUCAUUAUGAAGCAAUGAAAAAGAAAACAAAAGAAGAACUUUUACGGAACUGGGAACAAAUGCUUGAAGGAGAAGUAAUUGAUCGCAAAGUGUGGGAUAUUGAGCUGAACAUCUCUGCCCCACAAAUUAUAUUCUUGGAACAUUUCUGUGACAAAAAUGCGCUCAUGAUUGUUGUGGACUUUGGCAAAUUCCACUUCAGUAAUAGAGCUGACCUGCCAAGAGCAAGCAUUAAUGCCAGCCAGAACAAAGAAAGUGAUGAAGAAGACGAAUUUCAGACACCUUGUUCCACACCACCAGGAAGUCAGACAAGUGAACCUGAGCUUUCACAGAUGCCUUCCCUAGUGUUGCACCCUCCAUCCAGAAAUGAGGACUUAUCUGAAAUCUCUCUCCAUCAAAAAUUGUAUGACAGGUAUCGCAUGGAACUUGGUGAUCUUCAGAUUCUUGUAGGAAGAGUCCGUGAUAACUGGAAAUAUGCACAUCUUAAGGGCACUUCCACUCUACAUCUUUUAGACCGAUUUAACAUAGCUAUUAUGCUGGAAAGACGACGAGUGUUUACAGUUGAUCCGAAUUUUCCAAAUUUGGCAUUAUCUGCAACAUUGCCUCGACUUGUAGUACAUAUGAAUGAGAACAAAGUCCAGGCAAUAAAGACAGUCAUGUCUACAGUUGCUGGAGGUGGUUUACUACCUUCCCCUUUCAGAUCUCAAAUGACACCAACAAGUGAUAUGAAAGGAGAGAUACUACGAGAGGCGGAAGUUGGGGGCUCUAGUGACCUUUUAUCAGAGAAAACUCAGCGAGAAGUGUCCCGUCUGCUGAUGUUACAAUUUACUGUGGAACACCUUUCAAUUGAGGUCCAGUCCAGAGGCCGUAGCAUAGCUGAGCUGCAGGUCUCAGGAGUGCGGGCAUCAUUCACGAAGCGUCCAUUUGAUACCAGCAUGUCGCUCAGUGUUCACAGUCUACUGUUGGCUGAUGCAUUACAGACAUUUGGCCCAGACUUUGAGCUGCUUGUUGCAAGUCAUAAGCAUGUUGGAAUGGACAGUGUAAGCGGUAGCCUGCGGGACAGUGAACCUACAUCUCCAACUUCGCCAGGUUCACCUGAUCCCACAGCUCCUCGUUCAUUCAAAGCGACAUCGCCCAUCGCACUUACUCAGGCAUUAUCUAGCCUCCAGUUAGACCCUCUAGCUUCAUUACGAGCUGCUUCACCUACGUAUGGUGUGCCAUCAUCCCCACCUCAUAUCACUUCCCCACCACUACCUGCAAGGCCACCAUCCAUCACUAUGGAGCCGUUGGAUGCAGAAGCACUCAUUACUGUUGAAAUUCUGCUUGUUAGUGCCAGUUGUCCAUCCAAUGAAGGCAGUGGAGAAGGACUUCAAGUUGCUUCUAUCCAGUUUAAUAACCUGGAUAUAAUAGCUAACCAAGAGACGAUAGUUGAACUUCUGGGCUUCAUGCAAACUAUCUUUCCGCAAUUUAAUGGAGGGAGUGGAAGAACUCGAACUGGAAUUCCAGCUCCUUCUCCUGAACCCAUAGAGGAAAGUGAAGGACCAAACUGGGAACCAACACGAACAGAGGUGACCUUUGACUUCCAUAGGUUGAAUGUGCUGCUCUUACGUGCUGUUGUAAGGGAUGGAACUAUUGUAGGUCGUAAAAUUGCCACUGCUACAAUGUCACAGGCAAAAAUACUGGCUACAGUCGGGAAUGAUGUUGUUAUUCAUGGAUCUCUUGGUGGACUGCAGUUGUUGGAUUUGACACCAGAAGGUCAUCUUCACCCACGCAUCUUAUCACUUGGAAAAGACCCACUUGGAGAGCGUGAUUCUUUAGCAGGAUUGGCUGCUGACCUCUAUAGCUUUGGGCAACACCACAACCAGGUUACUGAUGCACUGAGUUUUAGUGUGUGCAGACCUCUGAAUCGUCACACAUCACUAACAGAAGGUUUGAAAUGGCCAGAAAUAAAGAUCCGUAUGGCGUCUGUAUGGUAUACACACUCACCUCAAAUUGUGGCAGAAUUGCAGUGUUGUGUUGCAGAGUUUCAGCAGUAUCUCACAAAUUUGGCUCGAUCUAUAAAAUCAGCUGCUACAGAAAUGGCAAUAGGGCUGGUUCAAGCUCGGACAGAGCUACUAGCUCAGACUUUUUAUACAAACAACAAGUUGUCCACGUCACUUACUGCCAUUGGUUCAGAGACACCUUCUCCAAAACGAAGAGGUCAGAGCAGUGUCUCACAAUCUGCAGCUGAUCUGAUGGAUAGUGUAACAAGUACACAGACACCAUACAGUCCCAGUGAGGAUGGAAUUCUAGAUCAGGUCAUCAAUAUAAAACUGGACAUUGUACUGGACUCCCCAGUUGUUGUACUGCCACGCUGUGCUUCCAGCUAUGAAGUUUUUGUUGCACACCUGGGUAAAAUGUCACUAAACAACAGCUGGCCAAGUGAGUCUGAAGACAUAUGGAUAAGGCGUGAAUACUACAACAUAGACAUCAAAGAUAUUAAUGUGUUUUCUCUGGAUACGAUACGCAGGGGCACACGAGAUCUUCACUUGAACCCUGACUGUCCUCCAAUGCGUGCAGAGAAACUGUAUUCUUGUUUGGAGGAGGGCAAGCCAAUUCUUCAUGACACAGCUUUGCGUCUUCUGGUGGAAAGGCACUGUGGGCUAAUGAGACAGCAAACUGAUAACCUGCUGCUUGGCGCAGAGACUCCUCCUGAAUUUCAAGAAGUGGAAUUACAUGACUUGAUGCAGGUAACUGGGACUGUUGUUACACAGUUAAAAAUUUCACUUUCUCGUCAGCAAUAUGAACAAUUAUUGGAAACUGUAUCAACUCUGGUAACACCUCCAUUACUGGAACCAUCCCCUACAGCAACUAGCCGCAGGUUAGCUGAUAUUGCAGAAGAGGAGACAUCUGGUAUAUCCACUCUCAGGUUAGAAGAAUCAUUGCAUACUCAUGCAGUGGACUCAUCAGGGCAACUUUCUGGGCACAAGCAUCCCCUUACUUUGAAAGUGUCCUUUGAUCUUCCAGUAUUCAUAGCAGAGUUGAAAGGUGAUUUUGGAAGAGGAGAACAAGGCCUAGUAGAUUUGUCUAUAAGAGACUUCAGUGUUCAGUUUGAUAGAUCUCAUCGUUAUGAAACCAACAUACAGAUGUGCCUGCGAUCUCUGUUGAUGGAGGAUUUGAUGAAGGAACCUGGAGACAAACAUCGUUGUAUAGUUGUGUCAUCUGCACAGAGCGAUGGUCAGUAUGUGCAACCGCCUUCAUUUGUCUCCAAGUCAUGUCCAAAUCUUGCUGCUACAUUAGCAGUACAGCCACCUCCGGAGGUCAGAGGAUCACUUCCAUGUCACCUGGGGACUGGUUUCAGAAGACCAGCAAAUAUUACAGCUUCAGGUAGAGCGCUCCAGAAAACAAAGACUGUGGAAUACCCAUGCACACCACCACCAUCUCCACGUGCACACGGAUCACCUCAACGAAUGUUCCGGGAAGAUAACCUCAUGCACAUAAAUGUUGUACUUGUAGAUACAAAAGCACCGAAUUUUGCUUCAUUUUAUAAUUCUGUACAACGUUCAGUGACAGUAGAUUUCAAUUCCCUGGAUAUUGUGGCCAACAUUGAGUCUUGGGUUGUUGUAUUUGACUUCUUCAGCAUUGGCUCUGGAAUGCCAUCAAUAUCAAGAACAGUCUCACCCGAGGGGUCAUCAGAAGCAACAGUGAAGGAACCAGAUACUAUUAAUUCAGACUUGGAGGUGGAUGUAAGAUCUGUGACGUUAGUGUUAAACCUUCCAGCACAUGAGGUUGCUUGUGCUAAUAUCUCCAACUUGCACACUACUGUCCGCUCUCGAGGCCAAGAUACUUAUGUGGAUGGCCGCUUGGGAAGUAUGUCCCUUUUGGACGUAUCCCCACAUAGUCAUCUUUACAGGGAGCGAUUUAUUUCAUCAGGCCAUGAAGCUCUUAAUUUCACUUACUUUAGCUAUGGGCAGCAAGAUGUGUCACUGCAGCGCGAGUAUGAUUCUCAUUUGAAAUUGGAAAUGUCAACAGUUCUAUACAUCCAUACAAAGAGAUUUGUUGCUGAAAUACAGGCAUUUUUCCAUCAUUUCUCACAGUUGCGUGGUGUCAUGGCCAGUAUUCGAGCUGCUACAACUGGUAGAGAGAUACCGAAAUCAUUGACACAUGCACCACGCAUGCUUCUGGAAUUGCAUGCAGGCUCUCCAGUUAUCAUGCUGCCAGUCAGUUCACUCUCAUCAGACAUCCUAGUAGCAGAUUUGGGCAGGCUUACCGUGAGCAACAGUUUUAAGAUGUAUGGGUCACCUGGGACUAUAAGAGUACCUUCUCGACAGGAAAUAUCACCAGAUGCAUCACCACCAGAAAUGUGUUUACUGGAUGUAAUGGAAGUUGAACUGAUGAACAUGGACCUGUAUCCUGGACAAUGGAAAGUGAUGUGUUUGGAUGACCAGUCUCCUCCUGCAGGCAGCCUCAUGUUGGGAAUGUCAGCUUAUGUCAUGCGAGCAGGGCCAUCACUUUUACAAGAGAAAUGUCAACUGCACCUGCAGGUUGAUCGGAACCUCAACUAUCAGAAGCAUUUGUGGAUACCGGACAUGAGUGUUAAUGGAAAAUUAUCAGCAGUACAUGCUGCAGUAGAUUUGGCUCAGUACAAAUUGAUUCGUGGUCUUCUCACUUACAAUAUUGGAGAAAAUGUAGAGGACCUUCUGGUUUAUUACUCAAGCAGUCCUGAUGCAUCAAGAUCAUAUUCCCUGGAAGGAGACAGAACUCUGCUUUCUAUUCUGUUGGAGCUGGAGAAUGUAACUCUUCAACUGCAAAGGCAACAGGGCAUUCCUUUAGCCGGAAUAAAUUUCAUUAGGUCUAGAUUACUGCUGGAACUGAUGAAUGAUGGCUCACAAGACAUUGACCUUGCAUCUCAGGAGAUACUUCUUAUUGACACACGUUUCCAAGCUGAACCAGUGAACAAGAGAUCUAAUGUGUUCACCAACAUUCUUCAACCUAUGAAAACUGCUCAUGCUGACAAAGAAGUACAAGCUGAAGUCCAUCAUAGGAGGAGACAGGAUAGUGCGAUGUUCACAAUUCUGCUGAAGGACAUGCGCCUCAUGGCAAUUCUAGACUGGUGGGAAGCUGUUAGGAAUUUCAUAAUUGAGAAUGCAGACGUACCCAGGGGAGAAAAUGAAACAAUACAGAAAUCAGGAGCAAAUAGCACAGCUGGAGCUCUACCAGGCAGUAACACAGUUCCAGCAUUUGAACUAAAGAUGAAUAUAACAAACUGUGAAAUAGUGCUAGUGGAAAAUGCAGCUCAAUGGGACUCCAGUGCUGUUAUACUGAAAAGUAACUCUGUUGUUGUUUAUCGCCCACAAAUAGAGGAGAAACCUCUCUCUUGUGAACUAAAUAAUUGCGAACUUUUUAGCUGUGUAUUGGACAUGGAAGAUGACACAGCAUUGUCAAUAAUAGAUCCUGUUCACAUCAGCAUAGAAAUAGCUCGCCAUGCAUCAAAUGACAGUGUGCUGGAGAUAAUAUCAAAGGAUCUAACUAUAAGAUUGUCAUAUCAUGAUAUGCGCAUGUUCCUUCAAAUCCUAAAUAGCUUACCAAAACAGACCCCAUGGGCCAAGGCUCAAGACUCUCACAGCACCAAGAGCAACCAGCCUGCAAACAUAAGAUAUCAAGUAAACAAACUAGUGAAUAUUGGAUUCAAAGCCGAGGACUGUCUUCGUGCCCUGGAAUUUUGCCAUGGUGAUAUAGAUGAUGCAGCUAUUUGGCUUACACAGAAUGCUGUUCCAGAUUGCAGAGAGAAUUCUGACAGUUUGUCAGAUAGACACACAGCUUUGGGUUUUGAAGCAAUCACAGUGGAGACCACAUGCCUACGUUUGGUGAUAAUAGAUGACUGCAGAGAUGCUGAUGUCCCAUUAUUUGAACUGACAUUUCUGCAGUUGCAACUGAAACAGGAACUUGGUGGUGCUGGAAACUCCUCUUUCUGUCUAUGUGGUGAUUAUUACAACAGGCUCUUGUCUGGAUGGGAGCCUUUCCUUGAACCAUGGGGGUGUCAGUUAACAUGGAAUCACACUCCAUCAUCACCCUCCUCACCAAGUCCGUUAGAAAACAGAUUAAAUGUGAACAUAACUUCAGUAGAUAUCUUGAAUGUAAAUAUUACCAGUACUAUUGUAGACUUGUUCAAGACUGUUAAAGAAAAUUGGAUGCUAGAUUAUGGGAGUACGUCACAAGACAGAGUUGACUUUUAUUCCAAGAAUAGCCCAGCUGGUUACAGACGCCGCUCUCCUUUUGUACCAUAUGCUCUACACAACAAGACAGGCUCGACUCUGUGGUUCCAUACUCAUGUCACGGAUAUAGAGAACAUGUCCGAAGGCCAGACCAUGCACACAGAACAACACGAGAAAUGGAUUGAAGUUCCACCUGAAGCAACAGUGCCCUUCACCUAUGAAGACAGAGGAAAAAUUCGCCAUAGAGACACACACAAACAUACUAUUCAUCAGCUUCUAGUGAAGGUUAAUGGCUGGAAAUGUACACUUCCUGUUUCUGUUGAUAAAGUAGGGGUAUACUUUCGACAAGCAGUGCCUGAAAACCAGAAUCCUUAUCUCUCGUACUUGGAUGUACCAGAGGCCAGGAUUGUGUUUGAAGUAACAUUAGAAGGGUCUGCCAAGAAAUUAGUGACUGUGAGGUCAGCUCUAGUGUUAUCAAACAAGCUUCAUGAAGCAGUCGAGGUGAAGCUAGAAAACAGUUCACUGGAACCAGGAGAAGCUGUGAAGUUUUUGCGAGUACCUGCAUCUACUGCCAUGCCUAUACCUCUCGCUCAUGUCAUGUCACAGCUUUGGAUACGUCCUGUUGAUCAACGUUACUUAUAUUGCACUCGUCCAAUCAUAUGGAAUCAUGUUAGCAAACCAGGGGAAGUUGUUACAGAACAUCGGCAGUGUCUCAGUAGCAGAGAUCUUUGUUACAGAUUUUGUGUGGCAGUGCAUCGGGACAAUUAUCCUGUUGAAAAACCACUGGCAAGAAGUACAUGGUUGCAACCAGGGCAUACUAUAACAUUGUUCAGCCCUCUCUGCAUAACGAACUUACUGCCAUAUGACCUUCACUUCAGUGUGUCAAAAGACCAAAAAUUUGAGGGACAUGUUCGUCCAGCAGAGUCGUUUAGUUUACAUCAGGUAGACACAGAGGCUGCAGUGGAAAUAAAUUUCAGGUUGGAAAAUUUUCCAGGAAUUGGUACAUUGAUAAUUCCAUCAGGAAGUAGCUCUUUUAGUGGACGUGUUCGGGUUCAGGACCUCCAAGGGCGAAGACUGUAUCUUCAGAUUUCAGUGAAUGUACGAAGAGGUACAGGAUACAAGGUUUCUGUAUCAGUACCUUUCUGGAUCUACAAUAGAACUGGUCUCCCUCUAGUAUUUCGACAGGAAGGAGUUGCAACAGACACAGCUGGGCAAUUUGAUGAGCAUGAAAUGGCACGCAUGGUGGCACCACUUAUGUUUUCCUUUGCAGAUCAUGAAACUACUCCAACAGUUGUUGCAAGGAUUGGCAAUAAAGUGCACCCAGAAGGAAUUCCACAUUGGUGCAAUCACUUCCACCUUCAGAAAGGCCUACAAGUGCGCAGACUGAGAGUUGCUCUGAGAAGCAACAGCCCAGAUCUUGUGUAUUUAAUUGGUAUCGAAGUUCGCCCUGGUCGUGGCCGUCACAGAGUUACACACAUAGUUACUUUAUCUCCAAGAUACCAACUUCACAAUAUGUCAAGUCAUCAUCUCCUUUUUGCCCAAAAAUGCUUCACAGGUGGUACGACUGAUCCUGGAGCUGAAGCAACUUACCUGAGGACUGUGCCUGAUUGCAAUUUAGCAUGGCAUUGGCCUCGGCUCGACAAGGACCAGUUACUUUGUGUUCGUUUACCUAAUGUUUCCGGCUCUUUGUGGUCUGGAGGAUUCCAGAUAGAUAUCAGUUAUUCUCUGCAUGUAAAUAUAAGAGAUGUAAGCAGUAAAAUGUACCUGCUACGUGUGGAAAUAGUUUUGAAAGGUGCCACAUACUGUGUUGUAUUCACAGAUGCUGAUACAAUGCCUCCACCAAUACGCAUUGACAAUUUGUCAGAGGUAUCCAUGCAGUUUUAUCAGAGUUGCAUCAGUGACGAAAUCCUGCAGACUGUAGUGAGACCAAGAUCAUGUAUUGCUUAUGCUUGGGAUGAACCCACUCAGCCCCAUUACAUAAAUCUAGUUGCACCUGGAGGUGCAUCUUGUGUCUACGAAAUGGCAACUCUAGGACCUGGUCGAGGACUGACUUAUGAAAAUUUUAUAUACAUCGCAUUCACUGGCACCUUUGAGAAUGUUCACGGUGAUCCAUUAGAUGUCAGAGGCCAGCAGCUUGUUCUGGAGGUGUUACCUGGAAGUAACCGUGUUACGUUAGCUCAAAAAGAGCAUGGAGUAAGAUCUCAGCUUUGGCGGAUGUCAAGUGAGGGCUUGCUGCAGCAUGAAGGAAGCUCACCACCACAUGAUCAAUCUGGCAGUGGUGGUCUUGUCUUAGAUAUAGCUGGACCAGCUCCUCAGCCACUCCAAUAUGUCCCUCUAGUGUUACGACGUCCAGAUGCCCGCCGUCAGUCUACGCAAACGUGGAGAUUUACUGCUGAAGGACGUCUCUGCUGUGCUCAUUAUAACAUGUGUGUUCAAGCUAAGGAUGGCUUCUUUGGUUUACGGCAAGGAGGAUCCCGGUUAAGCUCUUCUUGGCAAAUGUGGAAUGAGGUUGUGCUGGGACCACCACAGCCAGUAUGUCAUCAGUUGACAGUUACAGGUAUACCUAUAGAGCAGGCUGUUGGCAGGCAAAAGUUGCGCCCAGGUUCUGGAUUUUUGGCAGUCAAUGUUCUCAUGGAUGGACCCACAACUGUCUUGCAAAUAAGUGAUCUGAAGGAGAAGCAGUCAUAUCACAUUCUUCAUGCUGAUGCUCACAAUUACAGAGUAAUGACUAUUAAACAUGGUGCUACAUCCACUGAUGGACGAGUUAGUCAUAAUGACUCAAAAGAGAUGCAGGUAAAAAUCAGUUUACCAGCUGGUCUUGGGCUGAGCCUCGUAUCACAGCAUACACCAGCAGAAGAGUUACUGUAUUUGACACUUAAAGAAAUAGACUUGAAGGUAUUAUGGUCAGACCAAGAAACAUCAAUGUAUUUACGUGUACGUGAUGUACAGUGUGACAAUCAGUUGGUGGAAGCACAGUGUGCUGUGCCGCUCUAUGUGACUCAGUCUCGAUCAAACCAUGGAGAAACAUCAAGCGGAAAUUUUGCUUUGGAGAUUAUGAUUGAACAACAAGCAAGUUCUAGUACUAAUGCUGAAAUAUAUAAGCGAUUGAUGGUCUCUGUGAAGAACCUGUCUAUUACAAUAGAAGAAAGGCUUCUACUGAAACUUUUCCUAUUUGUGGGGUACAGCCAGUUGGAUGCUGACCAAGAAGCUAUGGAAGAAAGUGAUGUUGAGACUCAGAGAUUGAUCACUGAAGCCUCAUCAAUUAGUACAAAGCGCUAUUACUUUGGAAGUUUACGUCUUGAGCCCAGCCAGAUUCGGUUGAGUGUAUUGACAUCUAACAAGUUGGCUCCUGAACUGCGCACUAUCAAGCGUAAACUUGGACUGAAGCUAAUUAAAUUUGAAGAUGCCGCAGUUGAUUUGGAGCCAUACUACAAAACCCAUCAGUUUGAGAGCAGUCUUUUCCUUGUUAAUUCUAUAAUCAAACAUUUCAAAGAGGAACUGAAGUGGCAGGCAGCUAUCAUCUUGGGAUCUGUCGAUUUUUUGGGAAACCCCCUUGGCCUUGUGAACGAUGUGUCUGAGGGGAUGUCUGGUCUUAUUUUUGAGGGCAAUGUUACUGCACUUCUGAGGAAUGUUACACAUGGCCUUUCCAAUUCAGCUGCUAAAGUCACUGGAUCUCUGUCUGAUGGCCUAGGUAGAGUCAUUCUGGAUGACAAACAUGAGGAGACCAGACAGCGGAUACGCAAAGUCAGAAACAGCAGUAGUGGUGAACAUUUGGUAGCUGGACUCAAAGGCCUAGGUUUUGGCCUACUUGGAGGUGUUACCAGUGUCUUUAAGCAGACAUAUGAAGGAGCUGCAAAUGAUGGCAUGCAGGGCUUCAUUUCUGGACUUGGUAAAGGACUUGUAGGAACAGUAACUAAACCUGUUGUUGGAGUUUUGGAUCUAGCUUCUGAAGCUGCAAGUGCUGUAAGAGAUUCCAGCCGAAGCUCAAUACGAAUAAAUCGCCAAAAAGUCCGUGAAACUCGUUGUGUCAUAGGUACAAGUGGUCUAUUGCCACCAUAUGACUCAAAACAAAGCACAGGAUUGCGAUAUCUUUAUGAUAUCAAUGAUAGAAAUUAUUCAGAACUAUUUAUUGCAUAUGAGUGUCUACGAAGUGGAGCAGAAGAUCUUCGUAUCUUGGUGUCCAGUGAGAUAAUUCGUGUAUUUACUUGUGGACCAGCUGCAGCCAGUCACAAUAUAGUUCUGGAAAUAAAUUUAGGUGACUUGUUUUUCUGCAAAGCAGUGCAAGAAAUGUCACUUAGCAGUGGCAGCCCCAUGUAUUAUAUUGAACUGACAGUCAGAGCUGAAGCUGCCAGUGAAAGGCUUGUGGUGCUGCAGGAGGCAGUCAAGAAGCCACGAGUUCGCUGUGAUGAUGAAAUUACAGCUAAACAGGUAUCACAUCACAUAAAUUAUGCAAAGGGAUUGUUUGAAGAGCGGCGGAACACACUUGUAUCUCUAGGUUAUGAUAUUUUAGAAGACUGAAUGUAUAGUACAUAAGUAAUGAUAUGGACCAUUCUAGGUGCUAAAUGCGCACAUCAGUGCACACUAUUCAAAGAACAAAAGUACCUGUUAUUUUUGUAAACCAUCUGUGUGGAAUUAUGUUGUGCUCAAAAGAUGUUAAUAAUCCUCAUUUUGUCCUACAAGUAUAACUCAUUUUUGUGAAUAUAUGUAUGCUGUAAAAAGUUAUUUUAUAUUUGUAACAAAAUUGUAUUCAUUUGCAUUAAAUAUAACUCUAUACAUGUAAGUGUUGUAAAAGGCUGUACAUGAUGAAACAAAAAAAGCAAUGAAAUGCACUAUGUAGAAUAAUUGCGAAGAGUGCAGUCUGGUCUAAUUUGUGCAUCUUUAUAAUAAAUGUUCCUAGGGGGCAGACAUGUUACCUAGUUUUGAUACAUUCUGUUUUCUGUGUAUAUUUUUUGCCUUUCCACUAAACUGCGAAUGUUGAUGGAAAAAUGCUAUAUAAAUGAUGCUAUAUCCAGCUUGUAUAUCAACAUUUUAUUUAUAUCACUGCUGUUAUUGACUCUUUUGUAGCUUUGUUUCAUGUUAACAUCUGAAAAUUGCUCGCAAUUCUGCCUUCAAAACAACUUUCAUGUUCAUUUCAUCACCACAGCAGUAUUUUAAUAUUUCAGAGUAGCUUUUUUGCAAAAUUUAGUGAAGGUAACCAUUAUUUAUAACAGGGUUUAAUAGAUAAACAUAUAUUUUUGAUAGUGUUGUAAAUUAAUAUUGUGUCACAUGUGUCAGAAUAGGUAACAUUCAAAUGUAAAACAUUUUAAUUUUGUGAUGUAUUAUGACCCACAGUACCUGCUGUUUUCCGUUAAGGAUGGCCUGUUAUCUUUCUCUCCUUGACUGGGAUCAGGCACUCAAAACUGUUGUAUUGUAAUUAAAAUAAAUGUUUCGCUAAUUUAGUUUAAUUUAUUUAGUAAGCUUUUCCAGCAGAUAAAUGGUUGUGUUGUAAGAGUGCUUUGUUUUUGUUGUGUAGUAAUCGGUGCUAAUAUGAACAAGUGUUCACAAUUCAUGAUGUGUACUUCGCAGUUUUGCACAUUGUAUUUUAUUUAUCUGUAGUAGCCUUAUUUAAUAAAUGUUAAUCAUAAUUUGUA
Schistocerca piceifrons (Central American locust) is the source of this 14006-nucleotide messenger RNA. RefSeq names its product vacuolar protein sorting-associated protein 13D (gene Vps13D). Gene Ontology annotation, biological process: mitochondrion organization; protein targeting to vacuole; protein retention in Golgi apparatus. NCBI's taxonomy places the organism in Eukaryota, Metazoa, Arthropoda, Insecta, Orthoptera, Acrididae. Gene Ontology annotation, molecular function: protein binding. Gene Ontology annotation, cellular component: extrinsic component of membrane. The transcript has 67 exons. Bases 214 to 12894 code for a protein of 4226 amino acids. The record is from RefSeq and is a predicted model, not a curated record.